AUGCCAAAGACUCCUGGCAUCAGCAAGGGCAGCAGCAGUAGCCAAGAACUUCCUGCAGCCUGCCAGCCUGCCAAGAGGCUCAACCGCAAGCAAAGCUUAGUUGAAAAGGUGGAAGAAAGUCCCAAAGCAAAGCCUGGGAAGGCUCUUCGUUUUGCAUUUUCUUCUCCUGGUGACUUAUCUUCACCUGGUGCACUCAGCAGUGUUGUUUCUAUUUCCAGUGGUGAAUUGGUAGCCCCUGGCAGCAUGUCUGAAAAUGAAGGGGAUGAGCCUGAAAAGGCUGCAAAGAAACCUGCUUCCAAAGGUGGUAGUAAGAGGCCAGCUUCCAAGAAAGAAGAGAAACUAAAGAAGCCUGCAAAGGCUGCAGCUAGCAAGCCUGCAAAGGCUUCUUCCACAGAGCCUGCAGAGGCUGAAAGCCAAGCAGCAAAGCCUGAUGAUGCUGAAAGCCAACAAGCAGAGAUGGCUGACAAAGAAUAUUGCUUGGUCAACAUUGAAAUUCCACAAGGGGAGAAGCAAACACAGGCUGGUGGCAGGAGCCUGCAAAAGGCUGGGAGCCCGGGAAUGGCUUUGUUCACCUUCAUGGUGGUCAUGGUGGGGCCUGCAAAGGCCAUGGGGGCAUUCCCAUGGUGGAAUGUUCGCUUCUUUGAUGGGAUCUAUUAUUUGAUAGAUCACAACAGUGGAUGGCAAGAGCAGUUGGAGACCUGGGAGGUCAUGAGCCUGGAAGAGGCUAUGCAUGCAGAUCCAGAGAUGGGGAUCUACAUUCAUGGCCACUCACACCUGGGGAGUGGCAGCACAGAGCAUCCACCAAUUUGGAACUCUCAAGCCAGGCAAUGGCUCAUAAGUUUGCAGCCACCUGGCCCCAAUGAUUACUUGGCACUCUCUUUGGACCUCCCUUUGCUAUAUAUGAGGGUGGAAGAAAAGCAAAGGGAGGAAGAAAGAAGGAAUGAAGAGAGAAGGUGGCAAGCCUGCAAAGGCUCCAGGAGCCAGGAAUGGCAGGAAUGGCAGCCUCACAGCUGGUGGGACUGGGAGGAUGCUAGUGGCUGUGGUGGCAGCACUCCUUCCAGCAGUUCCACUGGGUACAGUGGGCCUGCUACUUGGGAGCCUGAAGAAGGCAGGAGCCCCUGGCACCCCAAGUGGAGCAAUGAGCGGUACUUCACAAGGGGCUGGGGCAGUGCCUGCAAAAGGCAUCAGAGAAGGGGCUGUGAACAAAGAGGUGAGCCAGUCCCUGAUCAUCUCAUGGCAAAAAAAACUGAGCUUGCAAAAGGCUUUAAGAAAGAAAUGAUGGAAUUGGUGAAAAAAGCCAAAAAAGCGGCAGAAGCCAGCUCAGAUUCAGAGAUGCCUGAGAAAGGCAAGAAGGAAGAGCCUGCAAAGGCUGCAAGCACACCUGGGGACGAAUCUAGCUCAGAAUGGAGCUAUGACCCCAAGCCAAAAAGGAGGUCUGACAGCCCCAUGCCUGGCAAGCAUGGGCCAAGGUGGAAGGGGACACCUCCAAAUUUGGCAAAAGUGCCUGUGGGCGACAAAAAGGAAUUGGAGGUGGAGAAAAUGUUGAAAGCCAAGAUAAAGGAGGAGGAAGAAGAGGAUGAUGAUGAGGAGGAUAGCGAAGUGAUGGCUAUGGAGGUGAUGGAGGUGCUGGAGGUGGUGGAGGUGGUGGGGCUGGAGAAGGACAAGCCUGAAAAGGCUUUCAAGCCUGAGAAGGCUCACAAGCCUGCAAAGGCUAAGAGCUCGAAGGUGCUGGCAGCUCCUUCCAAGGCAGCUUGGAAUGAUAUGAGCUAUGCCUUGAAGAAGCUUGAAAAAGCUGGGAAGCAUGAACUUCCCCAAGCCUGGAAAGAGGCCCAGGGUGGUGGCCAGCAAGGCAAGAGGCAUUUUUAUUAUAAUGUCUUUUUGCUGGACCCCACCCAAAGCAAGAAGGCUGUGCACAAGGAGAGCCUGGAAAGGCUGACAGUGAAAGAGACAAAAACCAGGGGUUGGUUCACAGCCUCCCAGAUUGGCAAGAUGGAAGGUGCUGAUCCAACCCAGAAGGAUUUUGACUUGCUCUGUCAAUCAGCCUGUGAAGGCUUAAAAGAGCGCCCCCAUGAAGUCAAAGCCUGGGCAAAGAUGGGGGUGAAACAGUACUACUAUGAGAAGACAGGUCCUCAGGAAGAGGAGAAGGCCAAUGAGAGCCUGACAAAGGCUGAGCAAAGGGUUGAGAUGGAAGAUCAGCAUGACUUCGACAAAGCUGAGAAAGCCCUCAUGGCAGACCAAAGUUCACAUCAAGUUGUGCUGGGAAAGAAAAGCUUGAAAAAGGCUGCAGAAAGUGAUGCAGAAGAAGAAGAUGUAGAGCCUGAAAAGGCUUACAAGAAAGCAUACCAAAGCCUGAGCAAGGCUGUCAAAACUUUCAGCUCAUCAGUGGACAAGCUGUUAGUUUUGAAAGAGACAUUGGCCAACAAGGAUGCAGCAGAGCAUGGCAAGCAGCUGACUGCCAGUCUGGAAGAGCUGCAGAGCUUGCAAAAGCAAAAUGAAGACUUGAAAGGGAAGUGGGUUUCCAAGCUUGCAGCCCUGCCUUCUUCCCUUUCACCCAGUGCUGCCAGAGAUGGCAAAAAAAACAAUGAGCUAGGGAAGCUGAAGGAAGAGGUGGACCAACACCAAAAAACUUUGUCCAAGGCUUUGAGCCCACACAAGCUGUGGGCCAAAAAUGCUGGGUUGAUUUGA
Messenger RNA from Cladocopium goreaui, 2685 nucleotides. NCBI's taxonomy places the organism in Eukaryota, Dinophyceae, Suessiales, Symbiodiniaceae. The record is from the annotation of a GenBank genome assembly.